AAAUCAGGGUCUUCCCAGGCAUAGCCUUGACACUGUAGCCACCCUACCCUAUACUGCAUCUCACACUGGAUAGUUUUACAUAUACUUGUAUCUUGGAAAUCUUGGAGUUUCUGAGCCGGGCAGCAUAAGAACAUAAUAAGAGCCCUAUUGGAUCAGACCAAUGGCCCAUGUAGUUCAGCAACUAGUUCUCACAGUGGCCAGCCAGAUGCCUGUGGGAAGCAUGUUCUUACCACCUCUGUUCUUUUGCUUGCCAUUUUGUGCUGCCUGUAGACUCCCCUUGUGCCCUGCCCCUUGAAACCACAUUUUAUGCCCUUAAUUGGGGAGGGGAUCUUCUUACAUGUUUGUGGGAGGUUGCUAUGGGAAUCUUGUGAUAAUCUGAGAGGAAAUAAGUCCUGGUAACAUUGCAGUUACUCAUGAUGUGCCUGAAGUGAAGAGGAAGGGAAACACUUAACAUAUCCAAGUGCCAAGGCUGUGCUGUGUCAUGGCUACGGACUCGGGUGAAUCAGCCAGCACAGAGGAAUCGGAGAAACCUGAUGGAGCUUCUUUGGAAUGUAGGGACCCCUCUGUUGAUGCUACUUUGACCAUGGAGACCAGGACCAAAGAGGGUGUUAACACACCUGCCUCUGGGGCAACUACAGAGAGAAAAAGGUUUUUCCGAAAGAGUGUGGAGAUAAUGGAGGAUGAAAAAGUCUUGGAACCCACUCCAAGGGACGAACAGGAACAGUAUGUGGUGAUUGGCCAGAGGGUGGCUCAUCUUUCUGCCAGCAGUCUGGUGGCAGGGCAGGAGGCCAGAAAUGAGCAUGACUCGAAGGUGAAUUUGGAAGCCUCAAACGAAAGGACCAAGAAAGAAAUAGAAGAGGAGGCAGAGAUGAAGGCUGUGGCUACAUCACCAGGUGGAAGGUUUCUGAAAUUUGACAUUGAGCUGGGGAGAGGGGCCUUCAAAACGGUCUUCAAGGGUCUGGACACAGAAACCUGGGUAGAAGUCGCUUGGUGUGAACUGCAGGACAGGAAGCUGACCAAAGCAGAGCAGCAGAGGUUUAAAGAAGAAGCUGAGAUGCUCAAGGGGCUGCAACACCCUAACAUCGUCCGAUUUUAUGAUUCUUGGGAAUCAACCGUUAAAGGAAAGAAGUGCAUUGUAUUGGUAACUGAGCUGAUGACAUCUGGAACACUGAAGACGUACUUAAAGCGUUUCAAAGUCAUGAAGCCAAAGGUCUUAAGGAGCUGGUGCAGACAGAUCUUAAAAGGGCUCCAAUUUCUGCAUACAAGGACCCCUCCUAUCAUCCACCGUGAUUUGAAAUGUGACAACAUCUUCAUCACAGGACCCACUGGUUCAGUGAAGAUUGGCGACCUGGGACUGGCCACCUUAAUGCGAACAUCAUUUGCUAAGAGCGUCAUUGGAACUCCUGAAUUCAUGGCUCCUGAGAUGUAUGAAGAACAUUAUGAUGAGUCUGUUGAUGUCUAUGCUUUUGGAAUGUGCAUGCUGGAGAUGGCCACUUCUGAAUACCCAUAUUCUGAAUGCCAGAACGCAGCUCAAAUCUACCGAAAAGUAACCAGUGGCAUUAAACCUGCCAGUUUUAACAAAGUGACUGACCCAGAAGUGAAAGAGAUCAUUGAAGGCUGCAUUCGGCAGAACAAAUCUGAAAGGCUUUCCAUCAAAGACCUCUUGAACCACGCCUUCUUUGCUGAGGACACUGGACUUAGAGUGGAGCUGGCAGAGGAUGAUGAUGGGCUGAAUUCUUCCCUGGCUUUGAGACUUUGGGUGGAAGAUCCCAAGAAGCUGAAAGGCAAGCACAAAGAUAAUGAAGCUAUUGAGUUCAGUUUCAACCUGGAAACAGAUGUCUCAGAGGAGGUGGCUUGUGAAAUGGUGAAGUCAGGAUUCUUCCAUGAAAGUGAUUCCAAAGCUGUGGCUAAAUCCAUCCGGGAUCGUGUCUCCCUGAUCAAGAAGACACGGGAACGGAGGCAGGUGGGCUACCUGGAGGAGAGGAGAGACUCUCAAAGCAAGCUGCCAAGUGGACUCCCAUUACUUCAGCCGCAAGGCUCAUCGUUCACCACUCCUUCUCAACCGAACAGGACUGAGUGUGAGGAAACAGAGGUUGACCAACAUGUCCGACAGCAGAUCCUUCAACAAAUGCAGCACAGCUCCUCCAUCACUGUUGACAGCUUACCUGAGAGAGUAGCAGAAUCAGUUAUACAGUCAGAUGUGUCUAGCCAACAUAGCCUGGCCUUCUCAGAGCUGGUUACCGGCACCCAGCAGGCAUCCAACCUCUCACAAGCUGAAAACAGUGUUCAAGGGCACAUGUACACAUCCCCACAGCUGGUGGGGCAUUACAAGUCCAUGGCAGGGGUGCAACAGCAGUCGACAAAUGUGGCCCACCCCAGUGCUUUACCAUUAAUCCAGAGUCAGCCUUCAGGUUUACCUACCCACAGCUUGGCACCCCCUGUGGCUUCCCAAGCCCAGGCCUCUCCUGUUGCAGUUCAGCAGUUCACACCAAUGAUGGCUUCAGAUUCACAGGUAUCCUAUGGUGUGGAGGGGCAGACAUCGGAUGGAUCCAUGACAGGAGUCCCUCAGCAGAUCUUGACCGUCACUUCCCCUCAGACUAUACCUGUUCCACAGAUGGCAAACCAGCACUUGUCAGCUAACAUACAGUUGAUGUCUGCUGCUAGAAUCAGUAGCCAAGCUUCAGCAUCAGUGGAACUGGAGCAUGCUUCUGCCAGCUUUGUGCCUGCCAGUCAUUCACCUGUUCUACAGGGGCAGCCUUCAGUUCAGUUUGUCAACAAUAUACAAAGUUUAGCGCAGUCUGUCCCUAAUUCUUCAGCGCUGCAGUCAGUUCCACAGGGAACUGCAUCCAUCCAGCAACCCCAGCAAGUUCCCCAGCAGAUGCUAGCUACCCAGCAGCCCCAGCAGAUGGCAUCCAUGCAACAGGGAGCCCAGCAAGUUUCCCAGCAGGUGGCAUCCAUGCAUCAGCCUCAGCAAGCUGCUCAGCAGGUGGCAUCUGCACAGCAGGUUCCCCAGCAGGUAGUGUCCAUGCAGCAGGCGCCCCAGCAAGUUUCCCAGCAAGUGACUUUACAGCCAGUUCCCCAGCAGGUGGCGCCCAUGCAGCAACCCCAACAAUUUCCCCAGCAGGUGGCGCCCAUGCAGCAGCCCCAGCAGGUGUCAUCGGGGCAGCAGUCUCAACAUGUUCCACAGCAGGUGGCUUGUAUUCAACAGCUUCAGCAGGCGACAGCCAUGCAACAGUCUCAGCAAGUUCCCUCCCUAGUAGGUUCCAUUCAGCAAUCUCCACAAGUUCCCCAGCAGGUUGGCUGUAUUCAGCAGCCCCAGCAAGUUAUGCCGGUACAUCAGGUCUCUGCCAUGCCACAGCCAAUUGCAGUGCCACAACAGUGCCCUCAGUAUCCAGGGUUGCCCCUAGAUACUUCAUUACAGCCUUCACUGGCUCAGCAAGAGCAGCAGGCCGAGCUCUUGGGUUCAACUCCAGAAAAGGUGGCUUAUUCCAUGCAGACCCAGUACCGCCUGCAACCCCAAGAGCAGCUCAUAUAUCCAGCACAGCCCCUGCACCAGCUACCAGCUUCAGAGCAGCUGACACACCAAAUACAGCCAACAAACCAGCUCCAGGCCCCAGAGCAAGCAGCAUGUCAGAUGCAUGUUGCUUACACAGCACAAGGCUUGGAUCAACCUCCCUGCCCUGAGCAACUGGUCUAUGCCAUUCCUGGGGUUUAUUCAGGACAGCCCUUGGACCAUCCAGCAUAUCCAAUGCAGUCUUUUUACCAAGGGCAGGCAGCUUACAUGACCCAACCACCGCCGUAUCAUGUUCAGCCUCCAGAGGCCCAACAGGCUCACUUAGCAGUACAGAUCAGAGAUCAACUGAGUUUUGCCGUGCACUCUCCUGAGAAAUCAUAUGCAGUGCAGGAUGGUGGUUCUGGCUGCAUGGAACAGCAGGUCUGCUUCAGGCAACCAAUGGAGGGCAUUGCUUAUCCUUCUGAACAGCACCAGCCUGAGUCAUCAACAUAUCUGAUCCAGCAGGAUUCUGACAUAGGACACCAGCAGCUGCAGCCCCCUCAUAUGGUUCACAGAAUUGCAGAAGUCCAGCAGCCAGGAUUGCAAGCCCCUUUUGUCACAUCUCAGCCAUCUUUCAUCCAACAAAUGCAGCCACAGCCUCCCUUCCAGGAGUUCAGCCAGCAUACUAUUCCUCAGCCACUCACAGCCAUAAUCCCCCAGUCUGCCUCAAGCACGCUACAUACUGUGUCUUCUGGGACGGAGCAGCCAGAACAAGCUUAUACAAUUCAAAAAACUCCAGGGCACCUGCAUGGUACCAGUCUCCUCCAGCAGUCUCAAGCAUUUCAGCCAGCUGACAAUAACCACCAAUUUACCCCUCCAUCAGUACAGCCAGCAUAUGUGCAGCAGCAGCAGCAGCCAAUGUGCCAGAUGCCAGUGUUGCCUGCAGAGUCAGUUGCCCAGAAGCAGGUGCCAUCUAAGGGUUCUGGGGCAGCAGAAUCCCUGAUCCUGCAAGCAUCACUUAGUGCAGUGACUCAGCCCCAUCAAGAACAUGUCCAAGGACAAGAAAUCCCACAGGUUUCUAUCUUGGCAGCAGAGCAACAGUCAGGAGUUCAAAAACAGGAUUCUGUCCAAGAGCUAAUUCCCGAUCUAGCCACUCUGAAGGAAGGAGCCAAUGGGUGUGACCUUCCAAGUGGAAAUGGCAAACAAGACAAGAGCAAGCAGCGGAGAGCUUCCUGUGCCCGACCGGAGAAGGGAACCAAAUUUCAGCUCACUGUGCUGAAGGUGUCAACAUCAGGAGAUAACACUGUGGAGUGCCAGCUUGAGACUCACAACAACAAGAUGGUCACGUUUAAAUUUGAUGUUGAUGGAGAUGCUCCAGAAGACAUUGCAGACUACAUGGUUGAAGAUGACUUUGUGUUGGAAAAUGAGAAAGAGAAAUUUGUUGAUGAACUGAAGGCUAUUGUUUGCCAGGCCCAGGACAUCAUCCGCAGUCUUCCUAUUGAAGAGCGAACCUCUGGGGCAGAGUCUAUUCCUUCUGAUGCAGCUAACACACAAACAGGAUCUUCUGAACAAGUUCAGAUAAACCCAGCAUCUACUCAAACUGGCAGUGAUUCCGCUCCCCAGUCAUCCCCUGUUGGUCGCUGGAGAUUUUGCAUCAAUCAAACAAUAAGGAACAGAGAAUCCCAGGCACCUUGCACUCUUCUACAGUCAACUACAGCUGGCCCAGGGUGUCAGAUAACAGAUCAUAUAAAGGAGAGUUCCAAAGAAGAUAGCCCCCAGGAUUGUCCACAGGCUGUGGAAAAUGUUAGCACCCAGCACAGACCUAUCCCUUCUUCCAGAUCAAAUGAGCUAAGUGACAGUGUGAUAUCUGAACCCCAAACAUCAGAAGCGGUCCAGUCAGCAAUUCCUCACCAAGUGGAAGGCAGCAUGGAUAAGCUGCUGUCUGCCACUGCUGGUGACAAUGAUGCUACUGCUUAUGAUUCUUCGACUUUGGUUGCAGAGACUCAGGCGGAUGGAACUCACCUAUCUUCAUACACAUCCCAUCCAACAUCUGGCAUUGCUGAGCAAAGUAUGCCCACUGAGGCCUUCAUGUCCAGAUCAACCACCUGUCACAUUCUGGCCACUGAGGAAACAGAUAACUCAGUGAACGCCGAACAGGCCAGUGGCUUGGCUCAGACACCAGGCCAAGAAAGCACUCCCUUCACAUCCACUCUGGAGUCAGACAGUGAGGGCCCCCCUAAGAUGGACUUUGUUGACAACAACAUCAAAACUCUGGAUGAGAAGCUGCGGACGCUUCUGUACCAGGAACACAGCUUGUCAGGCACUUCCCCUGAGAGCCAGAAAGACACACACAGUGCAGUGGAAUCUCCAUUCUCCUCGUCUGCUGAAGAUAUUCUUCCCUGCCCAGUACUUGAAGCACAAGACAAUGAGUCCCUGAGAGAGACCCAGCAAAGCCCCACCAAGUUUUCAGAUUCCCAGGCUAUGCUCAUCCCAUCUGCAAGUCAUCCUGACAGUUUGCCAGUGCUGAAGAGGGAGCCCAGUGCUAUCACCUCUGCUCCUAGUGAUCUCUGUAUGCAUGAGAUGUCCCCAGAGGCUUCAUUUCCUGAGAACGCUGUGGCCUGUUCUGCUUCAGCAUCAAGUGGUGGAGCUGUGCACCUGCACGCAGGAGAGAUGACUGGUGAUGUUGCUCCUGAUUGGAUUUCUCUCUCCGAGCAAGCCACAGUGGGGAAUAAGGCAACUGGUCAACCUGUGGCUGGAUCAUUCCAGCGAGGCCGAUUUCAGGUCAUCACGGUGCCACAGGCUUCAGGUGGUUCAGAAAGUGAACCCCGCGAGAUGCCUCCUACCUCAGAAGCUGGGGCAGAAGAAGAAUGGGUUCCCAGGCAAGGAGAAAUUGCUAAGAUGGCCAGUGUCAUGGGCGAAACAGAUGUGUCCUCCAUCACCCCUGAGCAGCGGGAACUGGAGCAGAACUCUGCUACUGCUAGCAGCAUGCAGUCUUGCACAGAGCCAUGGGCCAAAGGUGGUUUCAUGCAGAAGCAGCCUAGCUCUGACAGUGAACUUUCUGCCCCUGUGGGUGGUAGCUUGGAGGGCUGGGAGCGAAGCCAGCAGCAGCGAGAGGAGAGGGGUGGCACCCACACAAAGAGGCGCAGUUCCCUCUUUUACUCCCCAUCUUCCCCAAUGAGCAGCGGUGAUGAAUCUGAGAUUGAAGAUGAGGACCUGAAGGUGGAGCUGCAGCGUUUGCGGGAGAAACACAUUCGGGAGGUAGUGAACCUUCAGGCUCAACAGAACAGGGAGCUGCAGGAGUUGUACGAACGCCUCCGCUCCAUCAAAGAUAGCAGGUCGGAAUCAUCUGACAUCUCCUUGCAACUGUCGUCUCCGCGCCGGCCCAAGUCGUUCAAAAGCAAGCUGCGCAGCAGGCCACAGUCUCUCUCGCAUGUUGACAAUGGCAUUGUUGCUGCUGAAUGCUGUUGCACUACCACUGCUGCCUCUGUGAUAGACUAUCAAUUGAGCAUUCAGGCCCAUUUGUUGCACCAGAGCUGUUCACAAGCAGACACUAGCCAAGACCAGCUGUGCAUUGUCAGCAGCACUGCUUCUUGUCAGCAGACUACGGCCAAUAAGAAAGGGAUGUUCACAGACGACUUGCACAAACUGGUGGAUGACUGGACAAAAGAAAAGGUGGGGAACUCCCUUAUCAAGCCAAGUCUCAACCAGAUCAAACAGAACAAGCACCGGCUGGACACCGACAGCUGGAGCAAAGUAUAUGAGACGACAACACCUACAGUGGGCUACACAUCCACAUGGAUUUCCUCGCUUUCCCAGAUCCGUGGGACCGUACCAGCUGCUUUGCCCCAAGGACUUCCCUUGUCGCCCUUUUCUGGCACACUAUCACCAUACGGAGUGCCCCACGUAUGCCAGUACAACAGCAUGGCAGGGACAGCUUACCCAGUGCAAUGGGUGGGCAUUUCAGGGACAGCCCAGCAGUCUGUUGUCAUCCCUGCUCAGCCUGUGGGACCAUUUCAGCCAGGGAUAAGCAUGCCAGCCUUUCCAGCAUCACCUGUGCAAAACCCAGCUCCCAUCCCCCCAGGUCCCAAAUGAAGGUGGAUGCCUAAGGAUGAUAGAUAUGGGAACUGUGCCUAUAACUCAUGAUUCCAUUCCUCUGCCUUGCAUUCUGCGGCCUGGAUUUGGGAGUAAAUUCCCCAGUGCAGUGAUGGGGUGGGAGAUUGCCUUUGCAUUCUCCUCUUUGAAUACUUGAUAUAACAUUAUUGGGGAGACUUUUUUUAAGUACUUGAGAGAGCUUUGGCCUGUACAUCUCAUUGUUCCUGAGAUGAACGGCAUGCCCGUGUGCUGCUUAUUAAUGACUCUUUCCUGUCAUUCUUGCCCCAUGUCCCUCAUUUGCUUCUGUUGCUGCUGUUUUGAGGCUGAUAAUAACCCUUUUAAAAUUGUACACAUACUGGCGUUUCAGUUAAUUUGUUGAAGAUGUGGGAGCAGGAGUGGCACCUUGGAUUCUCUUUUAAUUUUAUAUUUCUCUCCGGUUUCAUUGUCAGCUCAGAUUACAGGCUAGAUAGGAGUCAAAUGACUUUAUUUGUAGUAAGACUGUCACUGAAUCCUGUCUUAAGUUCUUCCCGCUCCUACCCCAAGUGAUAGACCUUUCAGAGGUAGCGUACUAUCAUUUUGCAAGGUCUGUAGUUGUUCAGUACAGCUGCUUAUAUAAUGGCAACUCAGUCCUCAUACGCACACUCUAUUCAGUAGAUGCAUUUGGGUUGUUGGCCUGAUCUUCGUAAUUCAGUGUUUUUAAAGUUUAUUUUGCAGCUGGCACAAGUCUUACGUUGUGGAGGAGGGGAAACAGCAGAAAGGGUGAGAACAGAGUGGGAAGCUGCCUAAGGAGUUUUUAAAACAUGUCCCAUCUCACCCAUUUGCACCUCGUUUGUGAUCCUACUUAACACAGUUUUGUGGGCUGAAAAUUAUGCGUGGAAACAGGGCCAUGUGCGCAUAGUUUUGCAUUUGGUGGACUACCCUUACAGUGGAUGAGAAUGGAUAGAAACUCCUAGUAUAGAUUUUCAGUGUUGUCUCUUGCAGCAUAAAUACCUGUGGUUGCUGUGCUUGAUCACCUACUGCCAAGAUUAAGAAGUGCAUCUUUACAGAGAACUUUUGCAAGUUCUACAUGGAUGUAUGACAGCAAGAAAGUAGUGCCAGUGUCCCAUGUGACAGGCUUUCUAGUUUUGUAGUCGCAUACAACCUAAAGAGAAACAUGUGCCAGUUCAAAAACCCCUGGAGAUGUGGAAAUACGCUAUGUAAGGCCACAUAACCUCCUAAUUUUAUAGACUAUAUUUCAGAUGCCCCAUAAGUUCUGUGCUUGUGCAUUCAUCUUGCAGGAAAGUAGCUCAAUCUGAUGGUACCACAUUGACUUAAUUGGCUCAUAGGCCUGGUUUGCAUGCAGUGUUCCGCUAUGAUUUAAAUAAACUGGUUUGUCCAUGAGUACUUUGCUCCUCCCCCACUCCUGAUGGGGGAGGAAGCGAAUCAAAGUGUGGCUUGCCGUGACACGUGAAUCCAAGCUUGCAGUUUGUUUAUCACCAAACUAUGAAUGGAAGCCAAGGUUUUUUCUUAGCUUACCACUUGUGAUUUAUUUUCAGAAAACAAACCAGAUUCAGCAAUCCAGACUUGUUUCUUCCCUUGUAUGGCAUAGGUGUGUGCAUUAAACAAUAGUUGAUUUUAAACUGUGGUUUAAUGUUACAUAUGAACUGGGCCAUAGGCUAUGGAGGUCUUAAUUUACUGAGGUUAACAUUUUUCUGUUCUUUGCUUCAUUUAUUAGUCUUAAUUUUUUUCCUAGUUGGAGAGUUUUAAUGUUUCAUGUAACACUUGCUUCCUUUGAAACCCAUAAUCUUUGAAAUAUUUGCUGACACACACCUGGACUUGCUUUCUCCCUUGAUAUAUCUGGAUUGAGAAUUUCAAAUCUUCGAUUUACCUUGAAUUCAUAGAGUUAAAUAUUUGUCUUUGGGGUGUUUUAAGAGACUUGCAAUGUUGUUGGACGUUAAAGCUGGCUUGCUUUGCUGAUAGAUAUUUAGAGAAUGAAAAGGGGGAGGCUGCAUCCCUCUACAGUAAAGUUAUUGGAUUUUAACCAGCUGAGUCCCAUUUAAAACAAUGGCAUUACAUAAAUCAAAGUACCUAGGCUUAAUGGUGUGGUAGAGUGAGUUUUGGGGCCUACUUGUAAUUCCCCCACCCCCUUCUUUUGAAAUAGCCAUAGAGACAAGCUACUUCUUUGAACUUAGCCUCAUAAAAAGAUAUUCAAAACUCAAGCUGGGUGUUUUGGUGGACAAAAGACCCCAUUUUCAAUUCAUAAUGCAGCCUCCUUGUUCUGCCUGCAAAGAUUUGCAGUGCCUUGUGAUAGAUAAUCUUUAGUAUCUUUUCAGAUUUUUACUGGAAAGGCAAAAAAGUAGUUGUAGUCUUUUGAAGUUUGAUGAUGUUUAAACAGUGCAUUGCUGUAUAUUCCAUUAUGAUCUACAGCAGUAGAAUUAUAUAUCUUUUGGGGCGGGGUGUGUGUUUGUUUCAAUUUGAACUGAGAGAACAGUGUUAUGUCUUUUAUUUUGCAAAACAGCAACACAAUCCUGUUUGUUUGCUUGUUUGUUUUUUAAAAUGUUCUCCUCCUAUCUCUUUUAAAUGGAAACUUUGACUUCAAAUACAUGUUUUCUAGUUAGGGAAAACUUGUAGGAAAGCAUGGGAUUUUGUGCUGUAUUUGAAAUUUGUUGCCAAGUUAGCUUACUUGAAAUUCUUGUAAACACAAGCUGCUAGGAAAUGGUACUGAAGACCUUAUUUUCCGCAGCAUUGUGUGUGCCUUGGGUACACCAGUGGUACAUCAGUGUUUUUUGCAGCAAACACGCACAGUGCAAGUGACAAGCAUGUGUCCUUGAACACUUGUGUACACUUGUCAAGGAUCCAUCAGUCUAAAAACGGUUCCCUGUUUUAAAACUCACGUGUUUUACAUAUUGAGCCAUCUGUCUAUUCCAUGUUGGUUGGAAUUCUCAAAGAGCCGUUGUUUUCCAGUUGGCAAUAGGGGGCUCCCUUUUGGAAGGCCUUGACAUGGUUUGUUUGUCUGUCUGUCUCUCUUCUGAUAAUGGAACAAAAAUGAUGGCCAUGAAAUGAAGCAUUACAGAGGAUGAGUGGCUGUUUCCAAAAAGAACCACCAUAUCUCUCCUUCUCCCUUCCCCAUAACCUCUAGUAAUACAGAAACAAAUGAUACGAAAUCAGCACGCUCUGAGUUUCUCCCCCUCCACAAGUGGGAAAGAUGAUUAUAUUAUGUCCACAUGUAGAGAUGAGAUGUGGAGCUGCUGUUUUCAGCAGCUGCCUUGUGUCCUUUGUAACACCUACAUUUCCUGUUUUAUGUGGCCAAAAUGCUGAGGACAGAGCCAUCACUGCCCAUAGUGUGCAUGAUCAUUUCUUCUAUCCCACAAUAUUCUCUGGUUAAACAGGAGCUCAUUUUGAAACGUUACAGAAACCUGUUUGACCAUAGACAACAGUGGAGGGGGAGAGAGAGAGAAAUGAGUGGUAUUCAACAUUAGUCUUACUCAGAGUAGACCAAUUGAAGUUAAUACAUCUGACUAACUUAGGUUCAUUCAUUUCAAUGGGUAUACUUUGAGUAGGACUUAGUUGAAUGCAAUCCAAAGUCUGUAUCAUACCACCUUGAAUGAAUGAAUCUUUAUUUUUACCCCGCCCUUUUUCCCAAACUGGAACUCAGGGCGGCUUACAAAUAAAACUUCAAACUUCUGAGGAAAGAAAAAGAUACCUAGGUUGUCUCCAGUCUUUGCGCUGUGGAGACCUGAGUGGACACAGUCUCGAAAACUGAGAGGGGCACUGGCUUGUAAAUUUGACCAAACAGGAAAAAUAUUUGGUUAUGUUUUAUAUGUUUGGUUUUGAAUCUCUGCUUUUAAUGUGAAAUAUUUACUGUCCAGAUUUCUUCCCCUCCCUUCUGCUGACAUUUUGCUGUUCUUUCAAACCUGAAUCCUGACAACAAGGAAUCAAACUGUGAAUUUGAUAUUUGGGGGUGUUUUUUAAAGGCACUUUUCUGCUGUGAUGCUUUGAGACUAAGCUUGUAUGAUAUUACUGGAAUGUAUCAUUUUAAUAACUGGGUGGAUGUUUCAGUUGUACUCCAUCUGAGUUGCUUUUCCAUGUUCAAUUUAAUGUUUCAUUUUCUUAUCUACCUCAUUUGUUACUGCUGUUUCAGUCUAGGCUGUGGCCUAAACUACCAUUCCUGCAUAUUUCUUAUUGUCUAUUUUAAAUCUGAGAUGGUGUUUUGACACACAUGCCUCUUCCCUCUCCCUGUGCCCCAUUUUCCUGCUUGUCAUUUGGCACAAGCAGCUCAAAAUUUGUUUACUUUUUUAAGGAGGAUAUUUAACUUUCACAAGGAAGACUUUAGAGGUUUAUUCAUCACCUUGAGUUAAACUUAUAGCAACAGAUAAAUGAAGAGGUCAAAUCCAUGCAUUGUGUCUAGCUCAUGUUGCAACUGGUUGUGGCAGCUUAGCAAAGUGUGUGACCCACUGCCUCAUUAGUCUUCCAUUCGGCAAUGAGCCUGAUGAACAUGGGAAAAAUUAGUUUGAACAGCUUUCUUUAUUUAGGAAGGAAUUCUUCCUUUGUAUUUGCAUUGAAUUUUUGAUGACAGUUGAACUAUUGAGGGUAGUGCCAACAUAAUGCCUCCUGAUCUCUUAACCACGGUUAAAGGAUCAGCAACAGGAUGUGGAGAUUACACUCUCCCUACCUCCAGCCUGUACUUUCUCAGGUGUAAAUUCCUCCCACCCUCCCCUUCUGCUGACUUUAUCCAUAGUUAUAGCUGACAUUGGCCCCAACCUCAACCAUGAUUAAUGCUAAAACCAAGGUCUCCUGUUUACCAGCAUUUACAGCUAAGAUCAAAUUUCUGGUUAAAAGUGAACCCCUUAGUAUUAGCCGCAGCUAAGGUCUGUGCUGACAAUCGGUUAUAUCUGGUUGUUUUGUUCAGCUGAUGUAACUUGGAACAGGGGAAGAGGGAGGGAACCAAUUAUCAGCUAUUGAGAGGCUUCCCUGCAGAUCCCCCCUGCAUCUGCUCCAUAGGGUUGGGAGACCCUCCAGAGCAGAUUUAGGAUGCGUGUUGGGAGGGAUAAUUGCUUGCCUCCCCAUUCCGCUGACAGAAGCCUUAACAUCAGCUAAGCGACACUGUUGGGUGCAACCCAUUAUCUUUAACUGUAGUUAAGACCAGUGGGGGGAAUAUGUGUGCAAGAGGGGCGAGAGCACAGUCUUAUCCCACAGCUUGAUGCCUUAACCACGUUUAAAGGGUUGGGAGUGUUACAUUGGCACAAGCGUUGAGCAAGGUGUGCAGCUUACAAUUAGAAGACAGGGCCUUCAGUUGCAUUUAGGGCAAUAAAAUGAUAUUAUAGUCCUGGUUGUUUUUAAUUCUAGAACCCAGCAACACUGUUGUAAGAGUUUUGUCAUUUUUAUAGGCUACAUCACUUUAAAGGUGAACUGUAUGAUUUAAAACAGUUGCUUCAGUUAAUUAGUUGAAGUCCAAUUUAGCAUCUCUCCUGGAAUGUUGACAUAGUUUUUGGUUUUUAUAUGGGUGGAGGGUUAUUGUUUGUAAACAGAACUGACUUAAACAGCAAUUAAAAGGUGGGAAGGCAAAACUGAUUUUGUAAGGAGCCCUUAUACAAAUUUUCAUCCCUCCCCCCUUCUGUUUUCUUUCAAGACUAUUCUUCUCAGUAAAUAUUUCUAGUGUUUAUAUUCCAUCCCACAUCUAUAAUUUAGUUACAUUUUCUUCUAUAAAAAGCUGUAAUUGUGCACCGCGUAGUAAUAAAAUUGGUUCACAGAAACAAAUUCUACCCUUGCAUUUGUACUGCUGUUCACAAGGGAGGGACUGUCCAUAGGAUGUGAUUCUACACCCAGCACCCCCUAGAGUCUUGGAAUAAAACUGCAGUGAACUGUGCUCCUACAGCAUUAUGCAUUUUUAACUUAGAUCACUUUGCUCCUUGAAGGUAAUGGAAAGUCAGCUUAAACCAGCCCUGAUUCUAGCAUUUAAUAUGUUAGGUUAAGUGGAUUUCUUGCGUCAUUCACUUUGUUUUUUGGAGGUGGGGCAGUGAGGUGGGUUCCAAUUUUUUUAAAAAAAUUAAAAGGCCAAGCAUGUCUUUAUAAACAGUGUGGUAUACUGACAUCUUACUUGUCUCCUCCCCCAUAAAAUGACUCCUUCACAGGAUACGUUUCCUAUGUAGAGAUAACUUCCAUGUAGAAAUCUACGCAUGCCAUUAUGUGAAAUACGGCAUGGGCUUUGCUGCAAGUCAAAAUCAAGCAUGAAUUGAGAAGCCAUUACCUAAGAACUUAUACUUGCUGCCUUGUAUUUCACAUAUGAUGAUGUACAGUAUUUUUCCUACAGUGAGAUUAUCUGUAUGUAGGAAACAUAUUUUGCAUGAAGCAGCCCUUAGCGAUGGUCACUGAAGUGCAGAUAGUCCUGUGGAAGUCCUUUAUGUUGUUAUGUUCCAACUGAUCCCUUGUAGGGUGCUAGCUAUGCAAAGCUCUUCUCAUUUCUACAUGACAGGAGGAAGAAGAUGGUGGUUGCAGAGGAGGGAAGAGAGGGUGUACAUGUAGCUGCUAGUGGCAAAAGAAAACAUUUUUAUUGGAAUCUGUGGUAACAAAACACCCAAAUUGUACCACAGACAAUGGCAAGCACACAUCUACAUGAAUAGCCGGAAGGUAGAACGAAAGAGUAAGGAUUUUAUCCUCCCUUCCACGGCCAUAGAUUUAAUUUGCAGUACUAGGGGGAAAAAAAACAGUUUUUGUCUUUUCAAAGCAUCCCAGCGUGUUGUUUGGGUUAAUUUAGGCCUUAACUACACAUUUGGGCAGCCAUAUUGGAAGUGCAAUUGUUUUUGAGGUCCCUUAAUGCAGCUUCAAACAAGCAAACAAAAGACCUCCGCGUUAAAACUAUUGUAUUCCAUUUGAAGAAGGUCUUUCAUUCUGCAUUUCUUUUUUCUUAGAGAUUGCUGAGGAGCAUGAUAAAUUCAGAAUAUGCUGUGAAUAAAUGUCUCCUUAGAUUUCGACACUCUUUAACUUCUAAGUUUCUGAAAUACUUUUUUAUGUAUGUGAAUUAUACUUUAAUGUAGCAUCUUAGGUAUUGUUUUCCCCUCCAUUUUUUGUAACAUUAAGGCUGAGAUUCUUAUGGCUGCAUAGAGGAUGCAGGUGACCAGGUCAUUGUUAACAGAGAUGGGGCAUCCCAUUCAGUUUUUAAAAAUCAUAGCCCUGAACUUUAUGGUGAAAAAUGAAUGUCUUUUAUCAGCAGUUGUUUCCAUGUGUUUUUUAAAUUAUUUUUGCAAGCUGUGAGUUAACUUCAUUUGUACACAACCAUUAACAAAUAUUUUUAAACUGUUAUAAAGGAAA
Messenger RNA from Rhineura floridana, 14872 nucleotides. RefSeq names its product WNK lysine deficient protein kinase 3 (gene WNK3). Gene Ontology annotation, molecular function: chloride channel inhibitor activity; potassium channel inhibitor activity; ATP binding. The record is from RefSeq and is a predicted model, not a curated record. The transcript has 25 exons. The coding region runs from base 482 to 7585 and encodes 2367 amino acids. Gene Ontology annotation, cellular component: cytoplasm; cytosol. Gene Ontology annotation, biological process: intracellular signal transduction; protein phosphorylation; monoatomic ion homeostasis. Lineage: Eukaryota; Metazoa; Chordata; Lepidosauria; Squamata; Rhineuridae.